Morchella importuna is the source of this 2286-nucleotide messenger RNA. RefSeq lists its product as uncharacterized. Lineage: Eukaryota; Fungi; Ascomycota; Pezizomycetes; Pezizales; Morchellaceae. The transcript is spliced from 6 exons. The coding region runs from base 1 to 2286 and encodes 761 amino acids. Gene Ontology annotation, biological process: intra-Golgi vesicle-mediated transport. Gene Ontology annotation, cellular component: Golgi membrane. The record is from RefSeq and is a predicted model, not a curated record.
AUGUAUACUGAAUUAAUACUUGAGCUCCGGCUCCUAGGAGUGCGGAUUGAGGCGACGACAUCUGGUUCCUGGCAUCAUCAUCUGCAGCUCGGGUUUUGUAUUUCGGCGCAUUUACUAUUAUUUCAAGAACCAGCAGCUUACUGGGAAAGCAUAAGACAGUACAGUGGAACUUACUCAGACGUUGAAGAACUAAUGGCGUCAACAGAGGAUGGAAACAGGGAAGGGAAGAACGGGGAGGGACAGCCAUCAGGAGACUCUAAUGGCAAUUUGCGAAGGUCUCUGGAUAAUGAGACGUCACCGCAGACGAGCGCUUUCCAGUCGGCUGUAGCAGCCUGGAGAAACAUUGAUCUCUCGACACUCCAAAAGUCUCUCGACACCACAGCAACUGACAUAGUAAGUAGUCAGAAAGAAAACUUGGUUGAGCGUAAGGAGCUGGCACAAAAGACGAAGGAGUAUAAAAAACUUGGUGAUGAGGGUAAGAAAGAAGAGUGGAAAGGUCUGCUGAAAUCGUAUCAGACAUUCAUUGACCAUCUAACAACUUCAAAAAAGGCCACUGAAAAUGCCUUCCUUAAUCUCUACCAAUCUUUGUCCGAGGCGCCGGAUCCGUAUCCUCUUUUAGAGGCAACAAUUGAUUCACUCCUAUCACUCUCCGAUAUGCAGGCAUUAACGAGGGACAAUACCUCGUUAAACUCCACAGUCACACGUCUCUCAAGCCAAAUAGCAAACCUGGAAGCAUCUAUGGCUUCCAAAAACAAAGAAAUCGAAAGGUUAAAGCAUGAGAAAGAUGAGGAUGUGAAGAAGGCUGAGGAUGUCUGGCGAGGUGUCAUAGAUGAAAAGACUAGGAAUUGGGAGGGAAAAGAAAAAGCUCUCUUGGAUAAGUUAGAGCAUCAGGAAGGGGUUUUAAAGGAAAUAAAGGCCAGCUAUGAGGUGUCUCAGCGGAUGGGACCUCGGAGUGCCGGCGGUGCUGAAGAAGAUGGUUUGGCUAAAGAAAGGAUGGCGGAAUUUGAAAUUCUUUCUCGUGACUUAGAGAGGACUACUUUGAGAUUAGCGGAAGUGGAGGGACGGAAUGAACAGCUAAGGCUUGAGCUGGCAAAUGCCCAAAGCCAGGAAGGACAUACCACUACUAGCAACGAUAAUGCCGAGAAUGAAGAAGACCCAUUGAUAGCUAGGCUACAAGGGGAAAAUGCCACCUUAUUGAGGAGGUUUGAAAACAUCAACGUUCAGGCAGGAAAUGAAAAGAAGGAAUGGGAAAGAAAAAUAAGGGGGCUUGAGAGAGCUAUUGAUGGCUUGAAAAAGGAUAAAGACAUUCUAAAAGAGAAGAUGGCGAAGUGGGGUGAUUAUGAAGAGGUGCGGAGAGAACUGGAAAUAUUAAAGUCAAUCGAAUUUUCAACAGGAGAUGAUGAAGAAGAUGGUGACGAUUUCUUAGAUUUCUCCAAGACUGGGACUGCAGAUGGAGAUGAGAGUGGAGGGAGGGCAAAGGGCGGAAAGGAAACAUUGGAGCAAAUGUUACUUGCAAGAAAUAAGAAACUUGGAAGCGACCUAACAGUCUUGCGUGUUUCCCAUGACGAACUCUCAAGCCGCCUAAAAAACCUUCAACAGACGUUAGAUUCUACAACUUCUGAGCUUGUUUCGGCUCGCUCACUAAAUGAAAAGCUGGAAAACGAUCUUCUGAAAUUUCAGCAAGAAACUCAGCAUUCAUCAGCUCUUUCUGUAGCUGGAACAUACGUCUCGCGAUACCCAUCAGCCCAAUCAAUGGCACAUGGGUCUUCGCGACGAAUUUCUCCAACAUCCUCCAUAAUUUCAGGUGUUAUACCUCACUCCGCAUCGCACGUCUCGUUAGCAGGUCUUCGUGCAGGUGAAAAUGAAAGCUAUGGUAGCGGAAGCGGCAUCCUACCAAUGGUUACAGCCCAGCGUGAUAGAUUCAAGCAGAAGAACCAACAGCUUGAAGAUGAUCUCUCCCGGGCCCAUGGAACAAUCUCAAACUUACGCCAAGAGGUGGCAUCUUUACAGAAAGAUAACCUCCAACUUUAUGAGAAGACUCGAUAUAUCUCCUCGUAUUCACGUCAGCCAGUUACCGUCGGUGCUGCUGGCUCGAGUUCGGGAUUUGGAGUAAAUCCAAAUGCAGCAUCAACGUUGCGCUCAUCCGACAACUCUGGGGGCUUUCAAUCGAUCGGUACAGACAGGCUUACGAGGCCAACAUAUCACCGUUUGAAGCAUUUAGGGGAAGAGAGUCGGCAAGGGCGUUCCAUCGCAUGGGAGUGGUGGAACGCAUCAUAUACUCGCUGA